AUGUCUCGAAUGCAACAGGACCAGUUCGUCGACGAUGACGAGGAAGAGUGCUGCCCCCUCUGCGUCGAGGAAUUCGACCUUUCGGACAGGAACUUCCGGCCCUGUCCGUGUGGCUACCAAAUAUGUCAGUUUUGCUACAACAACAUCAAGACGACCAUGAACGGCCUGUGUCCCGCCUGUCGACGGCCAUACGACGAUUCGACAAUUGAGUGGAAGACCAUCUCCCCCGAAGAGAUGGCACAGCAUAAACAGCUCAUAGCGCAAAAGGCCAAGAAGAACGCGCAGAUACGGCAGAAGGAGGCGCAGAAGGCUGAGGCCGACUCCCUUAGUCGGAAGCACCUCUCCGGCCUCCGUGUCGUCCAGAAGAACCUCGUGUACGUCACCGGCCUGACGCCCACCAUACGCGAAGACGAACUGCUCAAGACACUUCGUGGCGACGAUUACUUUGGGCAAUAUGGCAAGAUUCUGAAGAUUGUCGUAAGCAAGGCCAAGGAGAACGCGCAGCAUCAGCAGUCUGUUGGUGUUUAUGUAACGUUUGCACGCAAGGAAGAUGCUGAGAAGUGUAUCAAUGCCGUCGACGGUUCUCAGAAUGGUGAUAGGACACUGAGAGCGCAGUUUGGUACCACAAAGUACUGUUCGGCCUAUCUUCGCGGCGAGACAUGCAAUAACCGCAAUUGCAUGUUCCUACACGAGCCUGGCGAGGAUAAUGACAGUUUUACUCGCCAAGAUCUUUCCAUGAUGAACUCGAUCCAGACUCAGCAGCCUUCUCAGUCGUCAACGUCUCGAGCCGCACCACCUGCUCACCAAGGGCCUGCAGUCGCCGCAGCAACACCCAUGAACCGACAGGAUAGCACGGACACGUCUAGUUCGAUACCAGACGCACCUGGUCUACCGGCGACUGCAAGUUGGGGUAGCAAAGCAGUACUGGAACGUCGCGCCAGCCGCUCAACAAUCGCUUCCAACAACGCCAGCCCCAUGGUCACAAACGCGGUUCCUGCACAAGCGUCCAAGGCACCAAAGCCCGCAGAAGCUCCUAAGAGGAAGGGCAAGGACAAGGAAAAAGAGAAAGAAAAGGAUAAAUCCCCACGACCUACCAAAUCCGCUACUCCGCAGCCGCAGCCCGCCCCGACUCCCGCUCCCGCACCUGCCGCACGUCCCGCCAAAUCCCACGACGAUGGUGUAAAGGAGUAUCUGAAGCUCAUCACCUCGCCAAGUUUCAGGUUCAUUUUUUCUAGCGCCACUCUAUCCGACGAAGAACUCCAGGCCGUCAAGGACUUCCCGCUGUUGCUAGAUCCCAAUGGGGGUGCUAAGCGUCGUGCUAUCAAAGAAAAGGAGAAGGAACUGACAGCACAGCGAGAAGCAGAAGUUGAGUCGAAAGUAGCUCCUCAACAGACUCCGGGCGCUGAGCGUGAGGAUAAUGAGGCCACUGCCGGCGGUAGCUUACAACUAGGUGGAGAGCCCGAAGACGGACCUGAGACAAGCACCAAUCAUCUCAAUCAGCAUGCAAUCGCACCGCCAGGUCAACAGGGCUUCGGUGGUAGCCUCUUUGGACAGAACACGCCUUUGGCCGAGGACUUUAGCAGUCUUGGGCUCAGCAACCGGGGCUUGACGCCACAGCAACAGCAGCAGCUCCUGCUCUCCAAUUUCAAAUCUGGCACUCCAUCUACCGGUCUUCUGAGUAACAUGCAAAACGCUCAACCCCAGCAACACGGCCUUGCUGGAAAUGGCUCAAGCCACACUAGGCACACUUCACGCUUCAGCUUCGCCAAUGACAGCGCUUCUGCUUCCGCAAAUGUGCAACCUGUCGCGAACCAGAAGUUGAUGAGCCAGCAGAACUCGAUGAUGCCAAAGAACGCCAAUCAAUUCAACCCCAUGUCUCAGCACCAGCCUUUGGGUGGGCAGUUCUUCCCCAACGUGCAAGGACCACCUCCUGGGCUCAAGCCUACUGGCACGCCUCCUGUCAGUGGGACUGGCAUGUUUGGUCAAGGUCACGGCUUUGCGACUGGUGGUCUCCCCUAUGGGGCAGGCGCUACCGCAAGGAACAACAAUGAUGCCAUGUAUCAAGACUUGCUCCGCAGCCGGAACAUGGACGGUGGUGCAAGGUUAGGUGAUGCUGGAAAGCGUGAGUCAAUGUUUCCUUCCUUUCUCAAUCAACACCCCACGACUUCUACACCUGCCCCUGCCCCUGGCCUUCUAAGCUUCCCCUAUGGGCCCUCGCCUGGCGCUUACCAGGAGUCUGGUUCGCAGAAAUCCAAGAAAAAGGGGAAGAAGCACAGGCACGCAAACACAUCCUCUUCGGGGGGCGGCGGCCUUGCUGAUGUUCAAGACCCGAGUAUCUUACAGGCUAGGUUGCACCAAGGUGGCAUGGCCGGGCAGGGCUUGUACGGUCAAGGCCAAGCUGGAUUUUCUUCGCUUUACACAAACAACAACUACGGCGGCGCUGGACGAUGGUAG
Messenger RNA from Pyrenophora tritici-repentis Pt-1C-BFP, 2454 nucleotides. Its product is annotated as RRM-1 multi-domain protein. NCBI's taxonomy places the organism in Eukaryota, Fungi, Ascomycota, Dothideomycetes, Pleosporales, Pleosporaceae. Gene Ontology annotation, molecular function: ubiquitin-protein transferase activity; RNA binding. Gene Ontology annotation, cellular component: CCR4-NOT complex. The record is from RefSeq and is a predicted model, not a curated record. Gene Ontology annotation, biological process: protein ubiquitination.